UAACACUAACGUUUGCACCGUUUGUACUAACGGUGUAAUGGUAUAUAUUUAUUUGCGCUCGAUUAUAAUAUCCGCACAUUAACACAUGAAACCCCAACACACAUUUUACCUAUAAACAGCUGAUGGAAUCGAGAGAAAACUGAAAUACUAAUAAUAAACCCACUGUGAAAGCCUUGAACCUAGCAGCCAUGGAGGAUGAUCAGGCUCUGGACCCCAGUACUAUGGAACAUAUUCUCAAAAGGCUGGAAGCCUAUGGAGAUUCAUUAGUGGGUGGAUCAUCAAACACUAAAAAAAGAAAACUUGAUAAACGUGCUAAAAGCUCUGUAUUGGACACACUCAAGUCUAACAGUAGUCAAACCCUUGUCUCCAGCGCCAAUAGUACUCAUGAAAGUAUUUCAAAGAAGAAAAGGAGGAAAAAGAAGAAAACGAAAGAAAUGAAAAAAAUUGAAAAACCUGAUGUUGAAAUGUGUGAAGAUGACACAGACAUUGAUAUGGAUGACUUUGAUGAUGUUGAUAAUGAUGAUGAUGAUGAUGAAGAGGAAAAUGUCAAAGAACUGCCUGAGAAAAAAGUCAGUAAAUCUGUAAGGUUAAAGAAUCAGGCUCGACAAAUGGCUGAGGAACUUGGUUUAGUGAGUUUCAAAAAAGAGUUGCAUAGGAAAACAGUUGAAGAAGAGAAACAGAAUGCCACAAUAGCUGGACCAGAAGUUGUAGUGUUCCAAUCACACAAAAGGAAAGAGAGGAAGGAACGAGAGGCUAAAAAAGAAGACGUAGUGAGACCUCGGACCAAGUUCACUCUUGAAUCGGACGAGUUUGAUAUGAAGCAGGCAAGGUUUGAGGUGCGAAAAUACGGCAUAGCAGGUUUCCAGGGAGAUCAGAAAGAGGAAGCAAUGACAGCCCUGCUGAUCAAACUGGGAGCCAAGCCUCCAAAGAACAAGUAUGUAAAUUACAAGGAGUACCAGGAGAAACGUAAACAGCAGAUAUUGGACGAGAAACAGAAACGAGAAAUCGACCGCAAGUUGGGAUUCAAGGUGAAGAAAAGUGGUCCUGAGAAACGAAGGAGGGACAAGAAUGAUAUUGGUCAUCUGGAUGGGCAGGUUGGACGCUGGAAGAACGGCGUACAGGUCGUAAAGAAGGACGAUCUUAAAGGGUUCAAUAAGUCUAAGGUUAAAUAUUAGCACGUCGAAUUGUGUGGCGAAUGCUUGCUUUGAAAUGUUGGUAAAUGUGAAUGUUUUUAUAAAAUAAAAAAUUAAAAAUCUC
Molecule: messenger RNA, 1257 nt
Organism: Dreissena polymorpha
Lineage: Eukaryota; Metazoa; Mollusca; Bivalvia; Myida; Dreissenidae
Exons: 7
Coding region: 189-1175 (328 amino acids)
Source: RefSeq, a predicted model, not a curated record